Schistocerca piceifrons (Central American locust) is the source of this 6467-nucleotide messenger RNA. Its product is annotated as serine/arginine repetitive matrix protein 2-like. The transcript has 9 exons. Gene Ontology annotation, cellular component: NSL complex. The record is from RefSeq and is a predicted model, not a curated record. Lineage: Eukaryota; Metazoa; Arthropoda; Insecta; Orthoptera; Acrididae. Bases 226 to 3936 code for a protein of 1236 amino acids.
UCGCACGUAAUGGACGCCUGUAUUCGGUGCAGGAAGUAAAAGAUUGACGUAAUUAAACUCUUGAUAGUUGUGCUUCGUUGGGCAGCCGCCCCCCCCCUCAUAUUAUAGUAUUUGUUGUGCUUUUUAAUACACAUUUAGGAUUAGGAAUUCUGAGACAGCAUCCACGGAGUGUCCACACGCAACACACUGUUGCGAAAUACUAUUAGACAGUAGGACUGCCCCGCCAUGUCUUGCCGCCACGUCAACUCUGGCGGCUACCGGUGCUCGCGGGCAUCCCUCCCGGCACACCGCGGCUACUGCCGCCAGCACGCGUCCCUGCUCCACCUCCCGCCCCCGGUACCUGCCCCGUCGCAACCGUCCCGCCGGGGCGGCAGGGGGGGCGGAGCCGGCAGACCGGUGGCGACACCUGCGGCCGUGACUGUGACUGUGCCGCACAGUGCACCCGAGGCGAGGCGACGGAGCUCUUCCGUCGGGCGCACGCCGACCGUCGAACAACUUCUCGGCCGCAUAGACCGGCUCCGUGCUUCCUCUCCGAGUGCAGAGUCGGCGUGGUCGGAAGACAGCGACCACGAGACACCGACACUCGGAUCGUCACGGCAGUAUGCUGGUAGUGGGUGCACCGGAGACUCGUCGGGGGCGGAAUCGGGCCCGGAAGGCCUGGAGCCCGUGGACCUCCUGCACCACGCCGGCGUGUACACGGCGGAGGAGGCGGCCCUGCUCGCCCGCGACAAGCUGGUGCGGCAGCAGGCUCUCUACAUACAGCAGUUUUCCAGGUUACAACACCUGUUGCGCGAGGGUCGACGCAGGUACUUACACGAGCUGAAACUGGAACGCCAGGCCGAAGCCGACGCGGCAAAGGAACGUCAGCUCGCGGCAGAGGCCGGGGAAGAGAACUCGGAGCGGACGGGCCUGUCGGAACGGGGUUCCACCUCGGACGCGGUCCCCGGCAGGAGCAGCGGGCGGGGCACACCGCAGCGGAGCCGGUACGAUGCGGAGGAGAAGCUGCGCGCCACGUGGCGCUACCACCGGCACCGCGGGGUGUGUGCGGUCCUGCGCCGCAAGUCGUGGGAACGCCGGGCCGACACCCCUGCCCCUCCGGGACCGCGCUGCAUCCACACGGAAGGCGGCGUCAGGUGCAGCGAGCGAUGCCUUCCAGCGAGCAAGUACUGCCUAAAGCACAUCUUAAACGACCCAAACCAGAUGCUCUACGUCCCCUGUGUCGGCCGCCGUAACUUGACCUUGGAGCAGCGUGACGAGGAAUUUUCCAAAAGCAGGAGGAAGGCACGCCGUACUUCGACUGGUAGCAGAGCCAGUGGUGCCAACACGAGCAGGCAACCCGUAGUGAAGAGUUGCCGGACCAGCGCACGAGCGUGUGCGAGGGGCGUGAAUCCCGCAGUCGCGGCAGUGCUGGCGGCGAGAGGCAGGGCAGUUUCCGUCGGUAGGAUGGCUGCGUCAAGGUCGAGGGCGGCUGCUGCCGGCCGUAAGGAGGCGGUGGCCAGAGCCGCGGCCCCCAGCCCCAGGAAGAGGGGCGCGGCCGCCCGAGCGGCUCCCGCCAGGUCCACUCCUGCGAGACCCGCUCCCACCAGGCCUGCUCCCGCCAGAUCAGCUUCCACCAGGGGAGCUCCCGCCAGAGCGGCUCACGCCAGGGCUGCUCCUGCGAGAGCCGCAGCCGCCAGAACUUCCCCCGCCAGAGCUGCUCCCGCCAGAGCGAGAUCUGUUCCCGCCAAGGUGGAGAAAGCCCGCUCGUCCGAGGGCUCGGCUGCAGUCGUGGCGGCCGGUACUUCAGGAAGGGGGCGCCCCUUCGGGUCGGCGGACUCGGUCACCCGACAGAGUGUAGUGAAGACGGAAAAGGCAGCCACUGUGAAGAAUGAGGAUACCGGCACAGGAAGUGCACGUACUUUUAAGACAGUAGACGUGCACACCCCGAAGAAAGUACCGAAGACGGAAAAGGUGGCGCAGGUCACCGCCACCGUGAAGAGCGAGGAUGUCGCCGUGGGAAGAGUACGCACCUUCGAGUCGGUAGAUGUGGGCAUCCCGCAGAGAGUACUCGAGCCGGAAAAGGUGAAGAAGGUCGCCACCAACGUGAAGCGCGAGGAUACUGCCGCGAGGAGGCCGCGCACCUUCGAGUCGAUAGACCUGCGCACCCUGCAGAGUGUAGUCGAGUCGGAAAAGGCGGCGCGGGCUGCCGCCGCCGUGAAGAAUAAGGAUGCUGCCGCUUUCGCAGCUGCUUUGGGUGUGGAGAAGACGCCGUCUCUGGAAAAGCUGGUGCGGCGGAGGAAACUCGCCCGGAUGGCGGACGCGAUCGAGAAGCGCGACGCGGCCGCCCUCCUGGCCGCCAGGACGUCUGGCAGAAAGUCCGAGAGUUCUCCGGGGAAGGUGGCAGUGUCGGAGGAAAUCCGAGAGGAGUCGACUCGAGAAGUGACCGACGACUCUAAAAAGGUCGCAGUUCCGGCAGCCGUGCCGCAGCCGGAAGGAGCAGUGCGGCCGGCGUCCGCCUCGAAAUCCGAAGGUGCGGCGACAGUGAUCGCCGCACUGAAGUCGAAGGACGCCGGGGUGGUGGCGGCCGCACUCGGAGCAAAGGGUGCCGCAGCACUGGCCGUUGCCCUGGAGCCGGAUCGCACUCCGGCUGAGUCCGGGAGUCGGUCGGCCGUACCCGACGGGGCCACGGUAAGAGUCCCGUCAGCUCGGUCUCAGAGUCUGGAAAGUCUAGAGGUGGCGAAAGCACUGGCCGCUCUGAAGUUCAAGGACUCUGCUGCACUGCUGGAUUCCCUCAAACCUGCAGACCACGCGACUCUGAUGGCCGCCGUCAGGACCAGGGACAAGAGCGUCAUCAGGUCAGUCCUCAGGUCGGAAGGUGUCGCGCCGAUAGUAGCCGACUUGAGGGCGAAGGGCCUGCUCGUUCCGUCAAAAUCUGAGGCCGCGAACCCGGCGACGACCGAGGGCAGACUCGCGACGACGACCGUCGUCCCGAAGGACUCGGCCGCGUGCGGGGGUGUCUCCGAGACCCGCAGACCCGGUGGAGCGGCGGCGAGGUCCGCUACUGCGGAGUCUGGAGAUCCGCGUGUGGCGGUUUCGAGCGACCGGGCGGCCCCGGUGGCCGCACUGAGGUCUAGGAAUGCCGGCGCUGUGGCGGCCGCUCUCAGGUCGAGGAACUCGGCAGCCGCGUCUGCUGCACUCGAGUCCGGGCCGACGGCGACCUCCCCCGGGUCGAAAGCGGUCAGGGCCCGGGGGCUCGCACUCAAGGCCAAGGUGCCGGCCGGCGCGAGGACGAAGAGUGCCGCAGCCAAGGCGGCCGCGGCCAAGCUCAAGGCGGCUGCGCUGGCGGCGAGGAAGGUGAAGAAGAGGGAGCACUGCCAGGAACCCGUGCUGCGCGUGUUCGAGGUGGACAUGCGCUGCCCCUGGCACACGGUGUACGUCCCCGGCGACCGACACGCUACCGAGGGUAAGGUGGGAAUUGCCGGUGUGCCGAAGGAGGAAGUAAAGGUGCCGAAAGGAGAGGCGGUCGAGGACUGCGAGGCCACGUGUUUUGGCCCCGCAAACAAGAAAAUUAAGAUGGAGUUAGACGAACUGAUGCCUAACAUUGGUGGCAUUAUAGAGGAAGUGGAAAUGAAGAUGGAGACGAACGACGAGGUGGCAGACGAUAUGGCCAGUGUGAGCGGCAGCGGCAACCAUGCGGACCUGUCGACCGAGUCGACGCUGUCGGCGACGUCUCCUCGAGCUGACGAAGACAUAGACGACGACUGCCGGGAUGUGGACAUGGACAUGGAUGCGGGGGAGGUGAUGCUGCAGCCGCCUCUGGGGGCAGACGAAGCUGACCUUGUGGCGGUGGCGCAGGGUGUCGCCAUGGUCGGGGCGGAGGAGGAAGUUGCCGGUCAGCAGGAUGAAGAUUCACUUACAAAUCCACCAGUUGCUGUUGACGAAGUAGAGGUUUCCUAAGAACGCUGGAUUGCGUGCAGUACAUUUUCCAUGCCACAGAAGAUACAGUGUUGAACUGUUGCAGAAUGAUUUAUUUAUUUUGAAUGUCAUGAAUUCUGUGUAGGUAGUCAAGAAAUUGUUAACGACUAUUGAAAGAAUUUGUGUGCAGCAGCUGAGCUGUGAUCUGACACUCUUGUAUGCCAAUUUGCCAUCUUGUAGUGUCGUCAAGAAGCUUGCAUAUUGGAUGUAAUGGAAGAGUCUAUUUGCGGCGGGUACACAUUCGCAUACCUGUGCAUGCGCUUCUGUCUUCACUGUGUCCUUAUUUCUCAAAUGUGUCAGGUGCAACCAAAAGUGAGUUAUCCUGUAAUCAUUCCAUACCUCUCCCAUCCCCUUCCUCAUAUACCUGUGAUCUCAUUGCUUACUUCUACAACUGGAAGUUAGCCCAUAGUUCUUGUUCACAUGGUCCUUUUUUUUUUUUUACCAGAAGAUAAUGGCAUAAUGUAGCAUGUUGUAACUAGGAUUAGAAGACAUAUAUACUAAUAUAGUAAGCUGAUAGUAUGUUUUCACAUAGCUGUUGUCACAAGUUACGGAGAAAUUAGUCGAGUUUUGGCAGGACGGAGAACAAUCUUUUAUUUUCUAGUACUGCUGUUAUUACUAAUACUGUGGAACUGGGGAAAUGAACUGUGAUUACUGUUUUCACCUCCCCGAGAACCCACCGAGAGAGAGUUACUCUUUUUUUGUGUUUGUAUAUUUUGUGAAAGAAGGUUUGGGCAUUGUAAUUGUAAGUGUGAAAUACUCUUUUCUCAUUAAUUGUUGCAAAUGGUGCGUGUUUUCCUGUAAGUGUAGGAACAGUUUUUUUGUUAAAUUUACUCAGAAUGAUUUAAUCUGUGACUGACAUUUGGAAGUCUGUGCAUUGUCUGCUCUCAUCCUGCCUUGUUGACGGAAAGUGAAAAGUACUCAAUUUGUGUUACUGAUCAGAAGAAGAAUGCAGAACUGAUUGCUUCUUUUCAUUAUUAUUGUGUAGUAUUUAUAUAGUGAGAUGCUUGCUUUCAGGUGUUUCUGUGUGAGUGUACUUUUUCCAUUUCUCUAUCUUCAUGGUAAAAUGAACAUUUUUCUCCAGUAUUUGAUUAGCUUUGAUGUUGUAUUACCCUAUCAAUAUUUAGAGAAUGAAUAUAAUUAUACCCUUGUCAUAAAUAAACAGAUACUUGUCUCCUCUAAAUCAGACACGCCUUCCCCCAUUUUGCCAUUACACCUUACGCUACAUUGAUGUUUGUAAGAGAAAAUAUAGUAUUAAGGUACUGUUGUUUCUGAAAGUAUGUGACAUAAUUCGAGCAAGUUCUUGAGUUGUAGGCAGCUUCUGACGUAGCUAGGAUUAGAACUGCAUUGUACUUUUUUCAAAGUCAUACAUUAUAUAUUGGUUUUGUUUCACCCAAUUGAUCACAAUACUGUUCUUUGUGGCAGUGGUAAUGUAAAUUAUAAACUAGCACAAUUUCAUUACUAUUGCAAUUUUCUGCGUAUGUUUUUUCUUGUAGUUACCAGAUGCACGGCUGUAAAUAUUUUAACUAAAUUUAUGACACUGUGGAGAAAUUCUGUUAUCUGUGGCCUUUACUAAGGGGGCCCAAGUACUUCAGUCUUUUGUCUGAGAUUAAUUUUCCAUAACUGUAGAUGUUUGCUGCCAUGUAGGUUCCUGGGAGUGGCUUUGUAUAUUUGUACUCUUCCUGCUUCUGUUCUCACCACCAGUUUUGAGUGUAAGGUGAUAAAUAUUAAAGGGGAACGGCGUGGUGAGAGACAUUCUUGAUCUCAUUUUGGACAGAUUUAUGCCAUAAUUGAAUGCAAAUCAGAAUUCUCACAAUUAUGUUUUUCAUUCUGUUUUCUUCGUUUAUUUAGAAGCAAUAAAGACCACUCAAUAGUUGUAUGUAUUCUCCUUCCAAUAGUAGUCAAUGUUCUCUGUGAAUUGUAAUGUAUUUUUCUGAUGUACGUAUUUAUGUUAAUAUACACAUUUCAAUACUGCUUAAUGCACAUUCUCAGUAAAGCAUCUGAUGCAAGCGGCUGAAUCGAUAGAAAUUGAAUGCUGUAGAUCAGUAUUGACUGCUUUCUGGUUGUUGCCAACUUUACUCGUCAAAUAACACUGUGAUUAGUAUGUCUGUGUCUAAAAACUCUUGUAAGUGAUACACUGAAUUAGCAGUCACUAGCACAUAAUUCGAAAUCCUCUUAUUUAUUGACAUAUUGAGUGCAUUAAAGUUGGUUUUAACCAGAAGACAGUCAGUACCACUCGACGUCCUUACAUUUAUGUCGAUUCGGCUGCUGUCGUCAAGUGUCUCAUCAGGAGUUGACUUAGAGUGUGCAUGUAGUACCUAUUAUUGUCAGCACUGUUUGUUGUAAUUAUAUCUUGAAUGUUGCCAGUAACUAAUAGCUGUAGAUACCACCCUGUACACACUGAUUUAUUACAAAAAAAAUGUUGUGUUCUUUAUUUUUAUUAUCUAAAGUUUCCAUUAUGUAUUUACCUGUAGUAAUUAUACAAGGUGUCAAUAAAGUUUUCUUGGCUUGCAGAA